UAAAGCUGAGACCGGCUCAGGGAGAUCUGAACCCUUCGCACAGGUGAGCGGUGCUGCGACUGUCGUCCUGGGGCCGCUAUGAGCUGCACCAUCGAGAAGAUUCUGACAGACGCUAAGACUCUACUGGAGAGGCUGCGGGAGCACGAUGCGGCCGCCGAGUCGCUAGUGGAUCAAUCGGCGGCGCUGCACCGGCGGGUGGCCGCUAUGCGGGAGGCAGGGACAGCGCUUCCGGACCAGUAUCAAGAGGAUGCAUCCGAUAUAAAGGACAUGUCCAAAUACAAACCUCACAUUCUGCUGUCCCAAGAGAAUACACAGAUUAGAGACUUGAAGCAGGAAAACAGAGAGCUAUGGGUUUCCUUGGAGGAACACCAGGAUGCUUUGGAACUCAUCAUGAGCAAAUACCGGAAACAGAUGUUACAAUUAAUGGUUGCUAAAAAAGCAGUGGAUGCUGAACCAGUCCUGAAAGCUCACCAGUCUCACUCUGCAGAAAUUGAGAGUCAGAUUGACAGAAUCUGUGAAAUGGGAGAAGUGAUGAGGAAAGCAGUUCAAAUGGAUGAUGAUCAAUUUUGUAAGAUUCAGGAAAAACUAGCACAGUUAGAGCUUGAAAAUAAGGAACUUCGAGAAUUAUUGUCCAUCAGUAGUGAGUCUCUUCGGGUCAGGAAGGAAAACUCAAUGGACACUGCUUCCCAAGCCAUCAAAUAAUUCAACUUCUGAAUGACGGCUGGAGAUUGUUUAUCGAGGAAGGAAGUUAUUAUCUCUCUAUUCGAGUAUUGUCCAUUCAGUGUCUUGCCUCAGACUUGAUUUAACGUUGAUUAAAUGUAUCAAGUGGCAGUUUAGAAUUCGCAGUCAAAAGUGGCUGUCCACAAAACAGUUUUUGGGUAUGUUAGUGAAAAUACUCACUAAAAUACACUGAGUUUCACCAUUCCUUUCUCUAAGAGACUACUUUUAAUUUUCAUUUCUGGGACCUCAAUUUAUAUAAACUGUUUUCAGUUCAUUUUUUUUCUUUCAUAUCUCUGAAACUUAGAGCAUUUUAUUA
Molecule: messenger RNA, 1036 nt
Organism: Eubalaena glacialis (North Atlantic right whale)
Lineage: Eukaryota; Metazoa; Chordata; Mammalia; Artiodactyla; Balaenidae
Gene: SIKE1
Product: suppressor of IKBKE 1
Exons: 5
Coding region: 79-702 (207 amino acids)
Source: RefSeq, a predicted model, not a curated record